GGAAAGCAAGCGUGAGGGGGAGGAAGGAAGCCCAGACCGCAGUCUGUGUUCCUCACCCGCUUAGCAGAGAGCUUGUUGGGGCUGCAGCCAGCCUGCCAUCACUAGGGGAAAAUUCCCCCCCCGCCUGAGUAGGAGCUCACGCCCCAAGCAUCCUGCCCAGAGCCCACAGCUGCGCAGGCUGAGGAGCUGAGCGAAAUGCUGCUGAGGGAGGGAAAUGGCUCAUGAAUGAAGAGUGGGAGGGAGCCAGCAUUGGGCGCUAGGGCACUGCGGCCCACUGGGCUCUGUGCUGCUGAUUGAGAGAAAUGUGAGCUGGCUGCAUCACUGCAGUACCCACUGCAGACACCGAGCAAGAGGGGGAGAGAGAGCAGCUAGGAAACAGCUCCCUGGCUCGGAGCAUCCAGGCAGGACCCGCACCCUCGGUGGCAAGGAAACGAGCCUGAGCACAGAGCAUCCUGCGGGGGAGAGGCUGCUACAGCACCAGAGAGAGCAGCAAAGAAACAAAGCAUCCCUGGGGGCAGGAUCCUCUAGCAGUGGAAAGGAUUCAGCAAGGCCGCCUCUUCCAACCAGCCCUGCACCUGCUGCACUGCCAAGGACCUUGCCCUUGCAGAGGUGAGCACAAGAAAGGGCUGAGGAGAGCCUGCCAUCUCCCGUGUGCCACUGCUAGUUCUGUAGCCUGCACAUAUCUUGUUCACUUGCAGACAUAGUGUUGCAUCAGCUUCUUAUCUGGGGAAACAAAAUUCUGCGUUCUGCCCAGAGAGCAGAGGGGGCGUUUGCUCUCUUUCUGCUGCUGAGAGUAAAGGAGUCUGGUUGGAAACGAAAGCCCCUGGAAGAGGAGUUUGCCCUUCAUCAUCAUAGCCUAUGAAAGGAGUCACAUCCUGGGAUCUAAGAAGCAUACAGGAGCAGCGCCUGGGGACCUGGCAUCCUGGCUGGAACAUCAGCAGUGUUAUCUGCCAGGGAUCAGAUCCUAUUUGCCUCCAGAUAACCUCUAGCAACUGGGGCCUCCAAUCCACUGGCGAUUUGUCUGGGACAGAGAGGGGCAACGGGUGCCAAGUCGGAGGUACCGCAGCGCAAGGAUCCUCCUUGAAAACCAAGCAAGACUUCCCAGAGCUGUGGCCCAUCACAGCCCUUUCCUGUGAGCCGCUGCAGGGAGCACCAAGCUGAGCCUGGGGCCACAGCACUGGAGCUGAUCUGUGCCAGCGUGGAGAGCCCCUUGUACCUCCAGCGGAGGAACAUGCAACUACAGAGGUGAGCCAGCUCUGCUCUCCACCAGUUGGGGAUCCUGCCUGGCUGCAGGGCUUAUGCUCAGCUGCUGGCUUGGGGGAGCUGUAGGCUCCGUGAAUGUCAGUGACUGCAAGUGGGAGAGACAGGAAAGUCAGAGCAAAGGAAUUCACAAACACAUUCUUUUGGCCUGCAAAGAUCCUGCAGAGAAACAGGAAUACAGGCAGGAUAGGGGUGGGGCACCUGGAGGAAGGUGCAGGCAGCCCUCAGCACAGGCUGCAGUGAUCACAUUCUGGCUGGGAGCCGUCCUGGGAUGAAUUGCAAGCCUGAGUCACCUGCUCCCAAGGCACCACAAAGCCCUGGGAAAGCCCUGCCUUCCCUAAGCCUCUUGUCACAGUUUGCUAUUUACAGUUGCUACUGAUCUGGCUUGGAAAGUGACAGCCAGCAAAGAGUGGGAGGUCUUCUGAGUGACAGAGAGGGACUGCAGGGAGCAGCCACUUUGAUUAUCCAGUUUGUGACAGGAGCAUGUCCUUAGCGGCUUUGCUCUGCAGGAUAUUAUUGUGAGCAGCAACUUCCUGUGCACGCCUCCAGCCUUGCCAGUGGCAACUUGAGGGCAGUGGGUGAAAUUGGGGUGACUGCAAUCCUGAGGCAGAAGAAGGACACUUGGCCCCAUUGGUUGGCACCUUUCUCCCAGGAUGUGUCCCCGCUCCAGUGGCUUUCUUCCACGCUAUCACUUUACUGCCAGAAGGAGAUUGAAAGCUCUGCAUGCUGCCAGCAUGUUCUAGCCUCAUGCAGGCGACCCUCGGAGAUCCCAGAGCAGUGGACAGUAAUGUAAAGACAAUACUCAUGUCGUGUCUGAAAGGGCAACAGGUCAUCAUCAAAAUGGAGGCGAUGAAGAUCAUCCACCCGGAAAAGUUCUCAGAACUGCAGGGCUCCCAGUCACGCUACACUCCUGCACCCCGCCGGGAGCCACCACUCGUGGCCAAGCGUGCCUGGCCAUCGGAGUCUGAGAUCAUUGUCAAUCAGGCUUGCGGAGACAUCCCUGCCUUGGACAGUAACCCUGGCUCUCUAGGGCUGCCCCGGACUCCACCUCUGCCACGACGAGAGCGAAUAUACCAAGGGCAGCGCAAGGGCAGCUCAGAGGUCUGUUUCCACCGUCAGCCACCAUCAGAUGAGGUUAUCGUCAACCAGUAUGUGCUGCACCCUUCCACGCCAUGCGAGCCCCUGGAAUGCCCCACCUGUGGCCACAUGUACAAUUUUACCAACAAGCGGCCCCGCAUCCUCUCCUGCCUCCACUCCGUGUGUGAGGAAUGCCUGCAAAUCCUCUAUGAGUCCUGUCCGAAGUACAAGUUCAUCUCCUGCCCCACCUGCAAGCGGGAGACUGUGCUCUUCACUGACUAUGGGCUGGCCGCACUGGCGGUGAACACCAGUAUCCUGAACAGACUGCCUGCUGAGGCCCUCUCUGCCAACCCUGUGCAGUGGAGCAGCGAUGCUGACCGCAGCUGCUACCAGACCUUUCGCCAGUACUGUGGGGCGGCCUGUACCUGCCACAUUCGAAAUCCGCUGUCUUCCUGCACCAUCAUGUAACCUGCGUGCCCUGCCCUGCCUUCCCCCCGCACCACUCGCUGCAUCAAACGGCAGUACCGUGUGAGAGAAGAGCAUUGGCAUUGGCCUAGCACAGGGGACAACAGGACCCAGAGUUGACAGCAACAGGCCUGACCCUCUCAUCAGCUCUCCCCAUGCACCACAGGGGAUGAGAUCUUUGCUGUAGCCCAAGGUCCUGUGGUAAUGCAAGGGAUCUCCAGCUGCUGGGCUAGAGGCUGUUCAUGGCUCAGGCUUUGGCAAGAGCUGGGGGGAAUGCAGUCCUCCUUGCUGACAGGAAACCACUGGCUGUGUCUACUGGUGGAGGAGGGAGCUGAGAUGAGGAGCUCCCCUUGUGCCCUGGCUGAGCUUCAGUGAGAGGGACAUUGGGACUGGCAGCGGGUGUCUAUCAGCAAGUCCGGGCACUCCUGUGCUCCCUUUCUGUGGCUCACGCUUUCCCCGUGUCUCACCAGGCACCGUGCCCCCCUUGCACUCACUACUCUGGGCAGCAUUCUUUCUGUUUCUUUCCUGUGGCUCAUGUGAUGUGGUCUGAGUGGAGCAACUUGGCCCAGGAGGCUUCCCUGCCAGCAACACAGCUGAAUGCCACUGCAGGCACCCUGGGGAACAGUGCACCCGACGCACGGAGGUGAUGGGGAGGACAGCCUGGAGCUUUCCAGUGCUGAGCUGGGCAAUGCGUGCGAACCGAGCCUGCCUCACAGGAAGCAGAAAGAGGCUGAGGGGGAGAGGGGGGAAGGGGAAAGAGGGAGGACCACUGGGCAGCCAGUUUUCUCUAAGUUAUUUGCCAAAGCUUUCAUCUCGGUGGCCAAGCUGAAAUGCCUCUAAGUAAUUGUAGCCAAUUCAACCCGUUGCCAUGGCCCCACAGUUACUAAUGGACAUGCGUCCCAUUUCCUCCGCGGGCCCUUGAGGGAAGCUCCAGUUUAUCCUCAUUUUGGAGGAUCUUUGUUUUCCCAACCCAUUCCAGGACACUCCGUCCUUGGGAUUGUUCAUGUUAAUCAAGGCGAUGAGCUGGGAUCAUCCUUCUGUGGGUUCUGCGUGUGUGUGGGAGGGUCCCCUUCCCUGGUGCCCCCCCCUGCCUCCCCCGUGGCCGCAGCUCCCACCCAGUGGAUGGAGAGUUUGGCUCUAAGUACAGAGGCUAAGGCCUUCCUCAGAGCUGGAUAUGCCAUGUUCUUUCCGUCAGCAUGGCGGUCCCCUCCAGUGAGGGAGGAGUCUGGCUAGCUUCUGAGCAGGGCUGUGGGAAUGAGCUGGGGGUAGCUAGUCCUUGCCAAGGUCACCCCCUUCCCUUGUUGUGAUACUAACUGCAGGGGUGGGGGGGAGAAGGAUUUGAUUCCAACAAAGUCCCCUUCAUGGAAGGAACAGCAUCAAGGGGGCUGAGGGAAGGAGCAGCUGGCACAGUAACAUGCCUAGUGUUCCCAUGGCGGGUGGAGGGGCAGGGGAAGCAACUGUCCUGUUCUCAGUGACUUUGUUCCUUCACAACAUUUUGGAGGAAAGUUUGCUGCCAAAAAGCAAGAAAGCAAAAAAGAAACAAAAAGCCAUAUUUUGCAGGUGCUCCCCUGAGAGAGGCUGUGACAACAGCACCCCGCUGGGUAAGGCACAGUACAGUGUCCUGAAAGACAGCAAGGCUUGGGAUUUGGGGGCUACUCAGCCCUGGGGGCAGCUUUGUCUGUGCAUGGGGCCUGACUACUACCUUAGCUGAAAGCAGGCAUGCAUCUGGAGCCCAUGUCCACUGGGCUGGCUCUGCUGAGUGAGAUAGAGAGACACCCUCCCACUCCCAUACCAAUCAGCAGUGUUGCCCCAACCAGCUAAUGAAGAGGAGCAACCCAUCCACCCAUUCCAGAGGUCCUCAUAGUUGGCCUUUAGUGGCAUAAGACACCAAGGGAGAGGAAGGGGAGAGCUGGAAGGUAGCCAGAUUUGUCUGUGAACCCCUGAGAAAUAAGCUGCAGGAGAUCCCCUUGCUCCCAGCCCCUCUGCAGAGAAUGAGGUGGCCCUGGGCGCCCACAGGGGAACUCAGGCCAGCACCCGGGAAGCAUGUACACACUGGGCAGGGGAGAGGGCCAGGAAGAACAGGGCCUGGUAGCAUUUUUUUUCUGCUCUGCCGAUUCCUCCUGCUGCUGGUCGUGACGGUGAUCAUGUUUUAUACCCGGCCUCGUCAAUCCCUAAUUGAUCUCCCAAAUAAAGAUUAUAUUGGAACGAA
Messenger RNA from Alligator mississippiensis (American alligator), 5011 nucleotides. RefSeq names its product ring finger protein 208 (gene RNF208). Gene Ontology annotation, biological process: protein ubiquitination. The transcript is spliced from 3 exons. Gene Ontology annotation, molecular function: ubiquitin protein ligase activity. The record is from RefSeq and is a predicted model, not a curated record. The coding region runs from base 1984 to 2805 and encodes 273 amino acids. Lineage: Eukaryota; Metazoa; Chordata; Crocodylia; Alligatoridae.